Leptinotarsa decemlineata (Colorado potato beetle) is the source of this 1450-nucleotide messenger RNA. Its product is annotated as cyclin-dependent kinase 9-like. NCBI's taxonomy places the organism in Eukaryota, Metazoa, Arthropoda, Insecta, Coleoptera, Chrysomelidae. Gene Ontology annotation, biological process: protein phosphorylation. The record is from RefSeq and is a predicted model, not a curated record. Gene Ontology annotation, cellular component: nucleus. Gene Ontology annotation, molecular function: ATP binding; RNA polymerase II CTD heptapeptide repeat kinase activity; cyclin-dependent protein serine/threonine kinase activity.
AUGAUGAAUUCAAGUCGGGAUCGAAAACCAAAUCAUCAUUCUGCCUCUCGCAGUCAUCCUUAUGCUAAGAUAAAUUUGCAGGAGAAGCAAAAUUACAUGGAAAAUUCCGUUUUUCCUCAAUGUAAUUUAACAGAAAAAUAUGAAAAACUUGCCAAAAUUGGACAAGGAACUUUUGGCGAAGUUUUCAAGGCAAGAGAAAAGAGUAACCCCAAAAAAAUUGUGGCUAUGAAGAAGGUUUUAAUGGAUAAUGAGAAACAGGGAUUUCCAAUUACAGCCCUUAGAGAAAUUCGGAUACUGCAGUUAUUGAAACACCAAAAUGUAGUAAACUUGAUCGAAACCUGCAGAACAAAGCCUUCCCAAUACAACAAAUAUCAUUCAACUUUUUAUCUGGUUUUUGAUUUUUGUGAGCAUGAUCUAGCAGGCUUGUUAUCCAAUGUUAAUGUUAAAUUCAGUUUGGGUGAGAUCAAGAAAGUUAUGCAGCAACUUCUGAAUGGACUUUACUUCAUUCAUAAUAACAACAUUUUGCAUAGAGAUAUAAAAUCUUCAAAUAUAUUAAUAACUAACAAUGGAGUUUUGAAACUUGCUGACUUUGGGCUAGCAAGAGCAUUCAGUACCAGAAAAAAUGAAGUACCAAAUAGGUACACAAAUCGGGUUGUUACUUUAUGGUAUCGACCGCCAGAACUUCUUCUUGGAGAGCGAAAUUAUGGUCCACCAGUUGAUUUGUGGGGUGCCGGUUGUAUCAUGGCUGAAAUGUGGACACGUAUUCCAAUAAUGCAAGGAAAUAGUGAGCAGCAUCAGCUUGCUGUGAUAUCCCACCUUUGUGGUUCAAUUACUCCACAAGUAUGGCCUGGAGUGGAAAAUCUGGAGCUGUUCAACAAAAUGAAGUUGCCUCAGAAGCAAAAGAGGAAAGUGACAGAACGUCUCACCUCAUACUUGAAGGAUCCACAUGCCUGUGAUCUACUCGAUAAGCUCUUAGUACUCGAUCCUUCAAAACGUUAUGACGCGGACACGGCCCUCAAUCACGAUUUCUUCUGGACUGAUCCCAUGCCCUGCGAUUUAGGUGAAAUGCUGGCCAACCAAACGCAGAGUAUGUUUGAAUUUUCAGCCCCUGCAAGUCGUGCAACGCAAAUGAAGCAGCAUUCGAUACCUAAGCCAUCUACAUCUACUAUUCAAGACAGUGGAUAUCAGGAUAGAGUUUUCUAGUAGAAAGUUGGUGUUAUGUUAUGUGACGUUGUAAAAUUGUAUGGGGAAAGACUGGACUGUUAGUUGCAUUUUUCGGAGGUUAUCCAAAAUGUAAUCCUACUUAGUUGUAUUCCAUUAUCGAAAAUCCCAUUGAAUGAAUGUGAAAAUGAAACCAAUAUGAGCAAAGAAGCAGUGCAAUUUUUUCUUGAAAUUGAUUGGGCAAAAAUUUGAAACUCAUGACACGGCUGUGAAGUACCCUUUUAUUGGG